This is a messenger RNA of Gracilinanus agilis (Agile Gracile Mouse Opossum), 634 nucleotides long. Its product is annotated as folate receptor alpha-like. The record is from RefSeq and is a predicted model, not a curated record. The annotation marks the transcript as partial. Gene Ontology annotation, cellular component: external side of plasma membrane. NCBI's taxonomy places the organism in Eukaryota, Metazoa, Chordata, Mammalia, Didelphimorphia, Didelphidae. Gene Ontology annotation, biological process: fusion of sperm to egg plasma membrane involved in single fertilization; cell adhesion; sperm-egg recognition. The transcript has 4 exons. Gene Ontology annotation, molecular function: signaling receptor activity.
ACCAAAGACCAUGGCUCAACUGGUAUGGGGGUUGCUCUUCCUGGGCCUCAUGGCCAUGGCUCAUGGGCUUCGGAAGGGUGAUGAUCUGCUUGAUGUCUGCAUGGAUGGUAAGCACCACAAGUACAAGCCUAGUAAAGAAGAUUAUCUUCAUCAGCAGUGUAGCCCAUGGAAAAAAAGAGCCUGCUGCACAGCAAACACCAGUAUUGCAGCUCAUGAGGAUGGUUCCCACUUGUAUCGGUUCAACUUUGACCACUGUGGGAAGAUGACUCCAGCCUGCAGACGCCACUUUGUCCAGGACCUGUGUCUCUAUGAGUGUUCCCCAAAUCUGGGACCCUGGAUCCAGCCUGUAAAUUCCAGCUGGAGGAAGGAACGCAUCUUGAAUGUCCCCCUUUGCAAAGAGGAUUGUAACCAGUGGUGGGAGGAUUGUAAAACUUCCUAUACCUGCAAAGAGAACUGGCACAAAGGAUGGGAUUGGAGUUCAGGGGUUAAUGAGUGCCCAGUUAAGGCUGCUUGCCAUCCUUUCCACUUUUACUUCCCAACACCAGCCUCCCUCUGUGAGAAAAUUUGGACUCGUUCUUAUAAUGUAUCCUCUUAUGGCCGAGGCAGUGGCAAAUGUAUCCAGAUGUGGUUUGAC